Copidosoma floridanum is the source of this 1529-nucleotide messenger RNA. It is a transcript of the gene kra, whose product is annotated as basic leucine zipper and W2 domain-containing protein kra. The record is from RefSeq and is a predicted model, not a curated record. Gene Ontology annotation, molecular function: protein binding. Gene Ontology annotation, cellular component: membrane; cytoplasm. NCBI's taxonomy places the organism in Eukaryota, Metazoa, Arthropoda, Insecta, Hymenoptera, Encyrtidae.
AAACAGAAACUAAUUUUACUACUCAACGCCGUAUAGUCGCACAAUUACAGUUCAUUCGCUAUUAUAAGACCAUAAAUUUCGCGGGCAUAUACAUUGUGCGGUUAUCACUGACGUAAUUAAUACGUGAGAAGCAAAUUAGUUUGAGUGGAAGUGGUUUUUUUCGGUUCGUACCUGUUACAAAAGGGAUAUUGUAUGAGUCAAAAAAUAGAAAAGCCAGUGUUGUCAGGUCAACGCAUCAAGACCAGAAAAAGAGAUGAAAAAGAAAAAUAUGAUCCAACUGGAUUUCGUGACGCUGUCAUCUCUGGUCUCGAUAAAGCCGACAACGACUUAGAGGCGAUUUCAAAGUACUUGGAUACUGCUGGCUCUAAACUUGAUUAUCGUCGUUACGGUGAAGUUCUCUUUGAUAUUCUGAUUGCUGGUGGUCUCCUCAUUCCAGGCGGUACAAUCGCUCAAGAUGGUGACAAGCUCGUCAAAACCACAGCCUGUGUCUUUGGCCAGUCUGCGGAGAUGGAGUCCAUGCGCAAUUUUGAGCAGGUCUUCAUCAAACUCACGCGGAGAUACAAAUACCUGGAGAAGAUGUUUGAAGAAGAAAUGAAAAAAGUUUUAGUAUUCAUGAAAGGGUUCAGCAUAGAGGAGAGAAUUAAACUGGCAAGAAUGACUGCCCUCUGGAUUUCCAAUGGAGCUGUACCACCAACGGUGCUUUCUGUUUUAAUCAACGAACAUCUCGUAAAGGACAACCUUGCUCUGGACUUUCUUAUUGAAGUGUGUGUGACAUGGAAGAACGAAAAAGGCUUGCCCAGUUUGAUGACGGCAUUGAAAAAGGGAGGUAUUGAAGGAAGGUUAAUGGAGUUUGUUCCACCAAACAAAAGGACAGAUGAAUACUUUAGGUCCGUUUUCGAAACUGUUGAGCUAGCUGACAUUGUAAAACUCCAUAAGGCUCAAGCCAGCCAAGAAGCCAAACGAGACCUUCAAACAUUACUUUUAGAUGACUUGUCUGACAAUAAACCCAUAAAAGACAUUGUCAAUGAUCUCAAAGAAAUGGCUCAACGGCACACAAUUCCUGAACAUGACGUUAUUGGACUGAUUUGGAGUACAGUAAUGGGACAAGCUGAAUGGAACAAAAAGGAGGAAUUGGUUGCCGAACAAGCACUGAAACAUUUGAAGAGUUACUCACAAUUGUUUGCCGCUUUCACUACCACUGCCAAGUCUGAGCUUGCUUUGCUACUUAAAGUUCAAGAGUUCUGCUACGAGAAUAUGAACUUUAUGAAAGUCUUCCAAAAAAUUGUUCUACUAUUUUACAAAACCGAUGUAAUAUCAGAAGAAGUGAUUCUAAGGUGGUACAAGGACGGGCAUUCAGUUAAAGGAAAAAUGCUCUUUUUGGACCAAAUGAAGAAGUUUGUCGAGUGGUUACAAAAUGCUGAAGAGGAGUCUGAAUCAGCAGAAGAGGACGACUAAACGAAUUCAAAGUAUUGACAAUUUUACUGUUUACUCAAAAACGUACCCUUUUUUUUUCUUUUUCUUUUUUUUUU